UCUUUUAUCUCAAUCUGUAUUCUUUCAUUCAAUCUUUCUAUCAAACUCCAUUGUUUGCUGAGGUGGUGGCGGUGCCCAGGUCGAACAAAUAAAGGAAGGAUGGCGUACAGAAGGAGGCAUGGGAUGACAAGGGCAGCCACCUUCAAGGAAGACAAAUGCCAUCCGCCUGAAGACGCUGACUCUUCCACAUCCCUGGCGGCUCAGGCAAUCAGGGCCUCUGCUGCCCAUCGAGACUCCUCCUAUGCCAACAACUCUGCUUUCCAUUCGUCUUUCAAACACCAUUCCAAGGGAGGUCCUAUCUAUGACUACACGUCAAUGAGAAGCUCAAAUGAAGCAGGCAGUUUCUGGGGAGUUCUUGCAAGGAAAGCCAAAGCAAUUCUCGAUGAUGAGAAUAUCUUUCCACAAUCGAAUAAUCUUGACAUAACAAGGCCUGAAAUGCUCGAUUCCUCCAGAGGUGACCAGAUGGACAAUCCUACAUUGAGAAAGGGACUGGAUGCAUUUACAUCUUCCUUGAACAACAUUGGUGGUACUAUUGGAAAUGCUUUGGAGGAGGGACGUAUAAUUGUUGAAAAUAAGACUGCAGACUUCAUCCAAGAAACACGCAAAAUACAGAUAAGGAGAAAGGAUUUCAAUUCUGAGGAACAGAACGAGGUUUCUGGUGUACGCAGUCCUUGGCAGCAAUCAACACAACCACAGACUCAAACCAGUCAAGAAGUUCAGAUCAAGGCAUCUCGCGACGUGGCAAUGGCAACUGCUGCAAAAGCAAAACUACUACUUCGUGAGCUAAAAACUGUUAAAGCAGAUCUUGCUUUUGCAAAAGAGCGGUGUUCUCAACUAGAAGAAGAGAAUAAAAUUCUUAGGGAGGCUCGUGAAAAGGGAGUUAACCCUGCAGACGAUGACAUGAUACGGCUUCAACUGGAAACACUUUUGAACGAGAAAGCUCGUUUGGCUCAUGAAAAUUCUCAAUAUGCACGGGAGAAUCGCUUCUUGAGGGAGAUUGUGGAAUAUCACCAACUCACAAUGCAGGAUGUUGUCCAUUUGGACGAGGACAUUGAAGAGGUUACAGAAGUUAAUCUUGCCUCCAGGACGUUCACUGCCUCACCAUCUUCACCAAUAUCUCCACGGUCAUCUACAGAGAUCUCCUUGUCUAGAAGCUCUAGUGUGACAAAGGAAAUGCUGCCUUCCUUGUCUAGAAGCUCUAGUGAUGCAAAGGAAAUGCUGCGAGAAACAAUAGAUGAGUCCACAAGGCAUUGAUUUUUUUUCCUUGUUCAAAGUCUUGAAUUCUUAUUUCUCAUCAAAAGAUUUUUUCCACGUUAGUUCUUUUUCACUUCCUCUUUUUAGUUAAGGGGAAAAAGAUUGUGGAAAUGAACAAGUACUCAAACUGUUGUUAAAUUA
Molecule: messenger RNA, 1395 nt
Organism: Olea europaea var. sylvestris
Lineage: Eukaryota; Viridiplantae; Streptophyta; Magnoliopsida; Lamiales; Oleaceae
Exons: 6
Coding region: 100-1254 (384 amino acids)
Source: RefSeq, a predicted model, not a curated record